AUGAGUGGAGUCGAGGCGGCAAAGCGUCUAGCCGCGAGGUCAGCCGUCGAUGCCUUUGUCAAGAAUGGAUUCAAGCUGGGAAUCGGCUCCGGAUCGACUGUAGUUUACGCGGUGGAGAGAAUCGCGGAACGAGCGCGAGCGGAGAAUCUUCAGCUCACUUGUGUACCCAGCAGUUUCCAAGCUAGACAGCUUAUUAUCGAGCACGGCUUGCUUCUAUCCGAUCUCGAGCGAACUCCGGAGCUCGACUUGGCAAUCGACGGAGCUGACGAAGUCGACGACCGACUUACCCUGAUCAAGGGUGGCGGUGGAUGUCUCCUCCAAGAAAAGAUCGUCGUCAACGCGGCAAAGGAUUUCGUCGUUGUUGCUGAUUACAGAAAGAACUCGGCCGCCCUCGGGCAGCAGUGGAAAAAGGGAGUGCCGAUCGAGGUGCUGCCUCUUGCGUACAGACCGGUGCAGAAGGAAAUCGAGUCCCGUUUUGGUGGUGUUGCAAAACUGCGAAUGGCAAAAGCGAAAGCAGGACCUCUCGUCACUGACAACGGCAUGUUCAUCAUUGAUUGGGAAUUCAACGAAGCUCCAGCUGAAGGAUGGACAAAGAUCGGAAUGGAGCUCAACAAUAUUCCGGGCGUCGUUGAGCACGGAUUAUUUAUUGGCUGCGCAAAGAAGGCAUACUUUGGAAAUGAAGACGGAACGGUUUCGGAACGAUGA
Messenger RNA from Oikopleura dioica, 705 nucleotides. The record is from the annotation of a GenBank genome assembly. Lineage: Eukaryota; Metazoa; Chordata; Appendicularia; Copelata; Oikopleuridae.